CCGAGCUGGAGGGAGGAACUUUCUUUACUUCAUCUCAUGAAGCGUGUCAGACGUUAGCAGAGGAGUGUCUCUGCAAGCCCGGAGCCGAGGCACAGACUCAGAGUGAGAGAAAGAGGGAUAUUUUUUUUCUGCUUUCUCUUUUAUAUACAUAUAUGCGAUUGAGGCGACAGGAGAAGACCCUCCUGUCUGCGGGUCAGCUGGUGAGAAAAGAUGAAGAACCAAAUCACCAGCGCCCUGUCUGACUUCUUCUUCGAGUACGAGACCCCUCGCCAGGUGCUGGUGAGGAACAGGAGGGUGGGAGUGGUGUGCCGGCUCAUCCAGCUGGGGGUCCUGGUUUACAUCAUCGGGUGGGUCUUCAUCUAUGAGAAAGGCUACCAGUCCACAGACACGGCAGUGAGCUCCGUGCUCACCAAAAUGAAGGGAGUGGGCUACACUAACGUGAGCGGGAUUGAGACCGUCUGGGACGUGGCCGACUACGUCUUCCCUCCUCAGGGAGACUCAUCUUUCGUAGUGAUGACUAACUACAUCAUUACCGAAGGUCAGAAGAUGGGAAAAUGCCCAGAGCUUAAAGGGAUGCACGACUGCACAUCAAACGCAGACUGCGUAGGAGGGAGUUUCAAACGUACGGGACACGGACAAAUGACUGGAGUCUGUGUCAACAAAACACAAACCUGUGAGGUGCUAGCAUGGUGCCCAAUUGAGGAUGACCACACUAUUCCGAAUCCUCCUCUUCUGAUAUCCGCAGAAAACUACACGCUUUUCAUCAAAAACUCUGUAACCUUCCCUUUAUUUGGCGUCACCAGGAGUAACUUGGUGGAGGGAAUUGAUAGUAACUACAUCGGCAAAUGCCUUUUCCAUCCAAAGAAAGAACCGCUCUGUCCAAUAUUCAAACUGGGAGAUAUAGUUAAACUGUCUGGCUUCAGCUUUGAAAAAUUAGCCCAAGAGGGAGGGGCUAUUGGCAUUGUCGUCGACUGGACAUGUAACUUCGACGUCGAUGUAAAACACUGUAAGCCAGAGUACAACUUUCACGGUCUCUAUGGAAACCCAAGUGAGACAGAUAGCGCCAGUGCGUCGGUUGGGUAUAACUUCAGGUAUGCAAAGCAUUAUAUGGAGGAUAAAAUUCCCAAGAGAACCCUCCUUAAAGUUUUUGGCAUCAGGUUUGAUGUCAUUGUGAAGUCACUGCUGUGUCCUUUAAAGGCAAGAAAAUUUGACAUAAUCCCAACACUCACAGCAAUAGGCUCAGGCGUGGGGAUUUUUGGAGUGGCAACUGUUGUUUGUGACUUGGUGCUGCUUUACUUGCUACCAAAAAGGGAGUUUUAUAAGAACAUGAAGUUCAAAUAUACAGACACACAAACACAGCAGGACAAUGAGUCUAUUGAUUUAGACUCUAACGCCUAUUACACCCUUGAAGCAAAUUCAAGACAAGUUCAAGACGAAGACAAGCCCAAUCAGGAUCCUGAUUCAGAGGCAGGAUCCACAGAGGCUGAGCAGAAGUGAUCUGGGAGCAACGAAGGCAGCGUGCAAGCUGCUUCAUAAAGUGAACUGCACAGAAACAACAUCAUGGGAAACGGAGGAAAACACACGCACACCAACUCUGGAUGGACCUCUGAGAAAAUAAAAGACAUUGUUUCUCACUGAUCCUCAGCAGCAUCUUCAACCAGAGACCUCCUCCCACUCAAAAAGCCAACAUGACUGGCUGCAAUCAUUAACGUUCAAUGUCGAGGCAUCUAUUUCCAAGCUGUAUGUGUAUUUUUUAUUUUUUUUGGUGUUUGUUGUUCCCAAGAAGGGUGUAACCUCCACAACUCUAAUCAUGUCUGCAAACAAACGGUUGAGAGAAGAAGAUGUGGUACGUUGGUGUUCUGUGUGGACAAAUCGUUCAUCACCUCCGUCAGAGUCCCCGUCACUCCACAUAAAAAAACAGACCAAACUUGUGUUUGCAUUUGCCGCCACAGCGAUCCAUCCCAUGUGUACACAUGUGACGAAGAGUUGAACUAAAUUAAACAAGUUCUUCAACCGUUGUGCUUUUUUGCUUUACUCAUACAGCAACAGGCAAACGUUCGGGUGUUUCGAGAAUACUUUUAAUGUUUUACUGUUGAGUACAAAAAGCAUGCAAAAAAAAUAGCUUGUUUAUAUUGGUACAUAUUUACAUUGUAACUGCAUUCCAUGGGGAUGUGCCAUGCUUCCAUUUAUUGGAGUGAGUACAUUCAGAUGUGAGCCCGACAUCAAACAGAGAGCAGGCACAGACUGCAGUCACAGCAGGACAGCAACAAAGAUGUUAAAGGGAUAGUUUGGAUUUUCCUUAAAGUUCUGUGACGUUUUAAGCGCCAGCUCCCUUACUUGUUUUAGAAAUAUGUCAUACUGUAGUCAGUUUGUAGUAAGUGAGAAAGGAAUGAGUACAAUUCAGAUUUAAUGACUCGCAUGCUGCGCUUCCAUCAACUAUUGCGCAAAUUGGAAUUACAAAAAUUAGUGAGUUUCGCAAAACUGGGAUGGAAACAUUUUUCACAUUACAUAAGUAACGUGAUCAAUAACCGGAUGUCAUCACGGGCAGAAAAGACAACAGGAAGUAGGAGGAUGACAGCACAGCAUGUUUUUUUUAAUGACUUAUCGGGUGAAGAAACUUAUUUAUAUGUGAUCUUAAUUGUGUUUAUUUAAUGAAAAUGCAGCAAUUGCGAAAUUGUGUUAUUUCAACACUAGUGGAAUAUCAACAAAGUUUUGUGCACAUUUGUAAUUAAAAUGCAGCUUUUUAAAAAUUCUUUAUUCUUUUCUUCUUAUUACAAGCCAGUGCAUUAAGAGGUUUUAGUUUAAACUGUGAAAAGUGGCUCAUGUACACAAAGAGCAUCACUUAAAACAGUCACAUUUAUUUAGCUGAUUUAAGCAAAUGAAACAAUUCAUACGGAAACUGUUCAUACCUGUGGGAUACAUUGCUAUGCUAGCAAAUAUUAAAACUUAUACACUUAAAAAAUGGUAAUUAGCUUAGAUGGAAUAUGGCUG
This is a messenger RNA of Xiphophorus maculatus (southern platyfish), 2991 nucleotides long. It is a transcript of the gene p2rx1, whose product is annotated as purinergic receptor P2X 1. The coding region runs from base 211 to 1497 and encodes 428 amino acids. Gene Ontology annotation, cellular component: plasma membrane; nuclear inner membrane. The transcript is spliced from 14 exons. Lineage: Eukaryota; Metazoa; Chordata; Actinopteri; Cyprinodontiformes; Poeciliidae. The record is from RefSeq and is a predicted model, not a curated record. Gene Ontology annotation, biological process: monoatomic cation transmembrane transport; response to ATP. Gene Ontology annotation, molecular function: purinergic nucleotide receptor activity; ATP binding; extracellularly ATP-gated monoatomic cation channel activity.